UGCUUCGGGAUUCAGUUGCAUUUAGAACGUCGUCGGAUGUGUUUCGUUGGAGGUUUUUGGGAAGUUGCUUCGGUGUCUCUAUCAAUCAAGUCAAGAUUGUGUCCUCCCUAUCUGUGGUACUACCAGUCUAAUGCCAGUUUCGUCGUUAUGACCUCGAAUCGAUUGGAUUAAUUGGAGUCAGUGGCUAGUAGUUAAAAUAGGAAAAUAAGCGGACGCUUUGCGUGGAAGUGAACAGAGUGUAAUCUAGCUUACGCCUCAGCUUGAAGUGUGAGGGAGUGAUUAACUAAUAUCCGUGGAUUUGAAGAGUUGUUGGGCGUGUGUAGAUCUACCUUCGACGGGCUAGAUCAUUAGACAUUUUCUUCCCCUGUGUGCCUGACCGAAAGGAAUGCCCUUUAACUGCAGUCGCGACUGUGUUGGUAUUCGAUACCGCAUCAACGCCCUGCACCAGACCUGGAAGUGGUUGCACCAGACCAUCGCCCUGCACGAGUAUCUGAUCUCUAUGAGCGGUUCCGAUACGGACAAUUUCAGCCGCGCCAGUGCCGUUGUCCAUCGAAAGGCACUGUAA
Molecule: messenger RNA, 565 nt
Organism: Uranotaenia lowii
Lineage: Eukaryota; Metazoa; Arthropoda; Insecta; Diptera; Culicidae
Exons: 1
Coding region: 386-565 (59 amino acids)
Source: RefSeq, a predicted model, not a curated record